CUCAGACCUUCGCACAUCGCACAAGCAAGGUGUCGUCCAUUGACGCUGCGCACGAUCUGUCACGAAGAUGGCACAGAUAUUCGGUAACCUCUUCGGAGGCGCAAAGCCAUCUUCUUCUCCGGUUCCGUCUGGUGAUUCUGACUUCGCGGAUUUCGCAGGAGCUCCAGAUCCAUCCCCAGCUUCUCUCUCGGCCAUUCCUGAUGCCCCAAGCUUUACUGGGCUUGGAGCUGCCUCUACUGGUGCAUCUGCUGUCCCUUACACCAAAUGGUACAACGUCCACGAACGCUACUCCCUGAGCGACUUCAAGCAAGAGGGUAUCAUCCUAGUUUUCGUCGUCGUGAUUAUCAUUAUACAUCUGUUUGGAACAAGCACAAAUCGCAAGAAGGCAAACAAAUGGAUCAAUGCCCAUGCGCCUGUUCUGCGAAAGCAAUUUGCCCUGGUCGGGUUCGGUGGCCGAGGACCUCUCGCAGAUGAGAUCAAGAGCCAAGACUUACCAAAGUCUCUGGCUAGUGAUAGUCUUGAAUUGCCUGAGGAAUUACUGAAGGAGAAGUCCCCUCACGAGUUCGCGACUUACGCGACCGGAAGACAGAAUAUCGCAUUUCUUGAUUUCAACCUUACUCUCUUCAAGCGCUACAGCCCUCUCACUGUAUUCAUUGAGUAUGGCCUGAGUUUGUUUUUCGAAAGUAUGCCGGCACCUGUUGAGAGAAUGGAAGCAAUUAUUUAUCCAUUCGAUGGCAAAGAGAGUCUUACCAUUCCAGGCCAAGCCCCUGGGGCACAUGAACUUCGCAAGGAUACUAAGAGCAGCUAUGAUGGGUUUGUGUGGGCUGUUGUCAACAAGGAUACCAUGAAUCAGCUUCGUGACGAUCGGUACGAUGUCUCUAUCACAACUACGAAGGACAGCCCGAAGCUUCCAAGUUGGGCUACUGUUAUGAGUGAGAGUGCUGAGGUCACCGACUUACUACUUUCUCCUGAGCUUAUUAAAGCCGUUGAAGAAGCUGGUGAGCUGUUGGAACACUUGAUUAUCACGGACCAGCCGGUUGAUCGCCCAAAAAAGCUCGACGAGACAAUUCCAAAGAAACGUAUAUAUCUCUCCAUGAAGCUUCCGCCUUCGGGAGAUUAUUCCAAUGUUCUACCGCUCUUCGAAUAUUUCGUCCGCCUGCCAGAUACCCUCGUGCAAUCGGCACAUUUCCGACCCGAAGUUAUGCGCAAAGUCCGAACAACUCGUGAAGAUGCGAUAAGGAGAUUGCAAAAGGCUGACGAAGAGGAAAAGGCCGAGGAGAGAGCAAUAGAGCGAGAGAAGGCUAAGAAGCUGAAGAGAGAUCUGGAGCUGAAGUCCCUGAGUGCUGCGGAGCAGAAAAAAUAUCUGGAGAGAGAAAAGAAGCAGGAAAUCAAGAAACACCAGAAGAAGUUGACGCAGAGAGCAUAGAAAAUGUAAUUAUUCUCGAGCCGGGUCGAGUUGAGGAGAGGUAAUGCAUCGAUGUGUGCAGCGCAGAGGACAAAACUCCACAGAAGACUCGUGAGUUGUACAAUACUUGUACUUAAUAUAGGGAAGCUUCCGACAACCAUCAUAAAAGAUCAAUUCAAUAUCUCCCGUAAGCACAGCC
This is a messenger RNA of Amorphotheca resinae ATCC 22711, 1604 nucleotides long. RefSeq lists its product as hypothetical. The transcript is spliced from 3 exons. Gene Ontology annotation, molecular function: calcium ion binding. The record is from RefSeq and is a predicted model, not a curated record. Bases 68 to 1426 code for a protein of 452 amino acids. NCBI's taxonomy places the organism in Eukaryota, Fungi, Ascomycota, Leotiomycetes, Helotiales, Amorphothecaceae. Gene Ontology annotation, biological process: endoplasmic reticulum calcium ion homeostasis. Gene Ontology annotation, cellular component: endoplasmic reticulum.